AUUUGGUCAGGCUGAAAGACUGGCUCUCCACAGUUAUAUGCAAAGCCAUGCAGAGGACAAACCAAUCUAAUGAUGAUCUGAAAUGGCUAAGUCAGCUAGUGUUGACAAGAAUUGUCUUGUUUAAUAAGCGCAGAGUGAGCGAGGUAGAAGAGUUGAAAGUGAGUGACUUCCUAGGGAGAAAGAGCGAGAAGGAUAAUGAAGAAAUACUAGCAUCUCUUGAUGUCAGUGAAAGAGUCCUGGCAAAAAGAAUGGCACUGAUAGAGGUGAGGGGGAAGAGUACCAGGUCACUUCGCAAAGUCUUCAUCUUACUUUCUCCAGACAUGGUAGAACAGAUUGAGUAUUUGAUAAAAAAGAGGAAGAUCAUCAGCCCAUAUGUGUUUUCAAGACCGAGAGAAAUUAAUUCACCCAUAGAUGGCUGUGAAGCAAUCCGAGUGGUAACGAGCAAAUGCCCUAUGCUCAGAAAUCCAGGGAGUAUCCGAACCAGGGGAUUAAGGAAAUACAUGGCCACCACUGCACAAAUAAUUGACAUGUCCGCCAAUGAAUUGAAGAUGGUAGCAGACCACAUGGGCCAUAAUGUCAACAUCCACACUGACGUGUACAGAUUGCAAAGCUCAGUGCUUGAACGAGCAAAGGUUGCACGUGUUUUGAUUGCCAUGGAGAAUGGUGUCAUCAAUAAGUUCCAGGGAAAAAAACUUGAUGCCAUUAACAUUGAAGAACUUCCUCCCCCGGUUUCCAUAAAUGAUCAGCUGGAAAGAGGUGACCAGUUAGAGAGCAGGGAACUUACUUGUGAUGAUGUCGAUGGAAGCAGUCCAUUUGAUGGAGAACCACAACCAAGCUGCUCAGCUACUGGGGUUGCAGAUGAUCAGAAGUAUGGCAGUCAAAAGAGAAAGAUGGUUUCCACUGAUGACGGCAUGUUCAAAACUAAGAGAGCAAGAUGGUCUGAAGAAGAAAAUGGCAUAUUGUUCAGAGGUCAUAAGUGAUGAGGAAGAUGAUGGGGACUCUGAAAAUGAAGCCGAGCAACAAGAAGAUGAACAUUUAUCCACUGAAACUGAAGAUAGAGGGCAGUCUUCCACACAGCAUCGAAAGCACAAAGUUGCUC
Lineus longissimus is the source of this 1099-nucleotide messenger RNA. RefSeq lists its product as uncharacterized. Lineage: Eukaryota; Metazoa; Nemertea; Pilidiophora; Heteronemertea; Lineidae. The transcript has 3 exons. Gene Ontology annotation, molecular function: DNA binding. Gene Ontology annotation, biological process: DNA integration; DNA recombination. The record is from RefSeq and is a predicted model, not a curated record. Bases 48 to 980 code for a protein of 310 amino acids.